AUCACAGAGGCCUCAGCAGCUGGAGCAAGGCCACAAGAUAUUUUCCCCUCUGUUUUCUUCGGCUUUUAUUUUAAUUUUGAAAAUUAUUUCGAUAAACGGAAGCCGAGUAGAGAAAAUUCUGAAGCAGACCGACCUUCAACCAAUCCCCAUCUCUAAUUCCAAUGGCUGUGCUCAACUACAUCUCAGCUACCUCGACUCCCAUUCCCCAGGAUUCUUCAAUUACGCCCCCAAUACCAGGCCCAAGGCAAACCAAGAUCAUUCUACCCAAAAAGAAGCCAGAAAAAUGGUCCACCGGAGUGUCUCCGGGGGAGUACGGCGGCCCCCCGACGGCGACGAAGCUCCGCAAGUACUGGGGUGGCGAAAAAGAGGACCCUCUAACCUCCGACGACUAUAUCUGGAAUAGAGAAUUCAUGGGCCGGAUGAAAAAAUUAAUUCAGGACCAACCUAGUGAUUCUUCUGUUCAACCCAAUAAAGCCAAGGACGAGCCUUCUGGAUUUCUUAGCUUGAAUAGAGUCAUGACCCUUGAUAGUUUGGAAGUUGAUCUGAGUAAAGAAUUGAUGGCCCCUCCUUCAAUGCCUCGGUCAGAAAAGUUGGUCGAGGAAAAUAUUCAGAUUGAUAAGCACAAAUCACCCAGAUGGAAGUUAGCACCAACAAGGCGCGAGCAAGAGAAGUGGGAUAGGGCAAAUAAGGCAGCUACUGGAGGAAGUGAUGUGAUGUUUCGAGAAUUGAGACGGCCUCGAGGGGAUCCAGAAGUAUUGGCUUCCUUGUAUAGGGAACAGUAUUUUAAGUUAAAGAAUAAGAUGGAAAUCUUAACAUUGGCAAUAGGUGGUGUUGGUUUAUUCUCAGCUUAUGUUUCUUAUUCCCCAGAAGUUGCUGCUAGCUUUGGUGCUGGGCUAAUUGGUUCUCUAGUGUACAUCCGAAUGCUGGGAAGUAGUGUGGAUUCUCUGGCAGAUGGAGCAAAGGGACUUGUCAAGGGAGCCAUCGCACAACCCCGGUUACUAGUUCCAGUUAUACUGGUGAUGGUAUAUAACCGUUGGAACGGGAUUCUUGUUGAAGAUUAUGGAGUUAUGCAGUUACAGUUGAUACCAAUGUUAGUUGGAUUCUUCACAUACAAGGUUGCUACUUUUGUUCAAGCGUUAGAGGAAGCACUUACUGUUACUAAGGACGAACCGCAAUCCUGAGUAUACAUGUGCAUAUUUUCCCGGUUCAACAUUUCCUGUGGUACAUAAUAUUUAUACAUAUACAUAUAUAUCUUUGUAAGGUAUUCUUUGACCAUAUUGAUUCUUCAUCUCUUUGCCCAAACAUGAACUUCUAUAAUUACAAACAGAUAAGGCGAAAAAGAUAGCAAAGAUAUGAAAUAUUUGGUGAUAAGAUAACACAGCUGAAUACACCAACUUAUGUCA
This is a messenger RNA of Momordica charantia (bitter melon), 1403 nucleotides long. Its product is annotated as ATP synthase protein I-like protein. The record is from RefSeq and is a predicted model, not a curated record. Lineage: Eukaryota; Viridiplantae; Streptophyta; Magnoliopsida; Cucurbitales; Cucurbitaceae.